GGGGUCCCGAGUCCAUUUUUUGGGGUCCCGAGUCCAUUUUUUGGGGUGCUGACCCCGUUUUCGGGCUGCCCCGCCCGCAGGUGGUGCUGCUGUCGGCCACCAUGCCCCUGGACGUGCUGGAGGUCACCAAGAAGUUCAUGCGGGACCCGAUCCGGAUCCUGGUCAAGAAGGAGGAGCUGACGCUCGAGGGCAUCCGCCAGUUCUACAUCAACGUCGAGAGGGAGGAGUGGAAGCUGGACACGCUGUGUGACCUCUACGAGACGCUGACCAUCACGCAGGCGGUCAUCUUCAUCAACACCCGCCGCAAGGUGGACUGGCUGACCGAGAAGAUGCACGCGCGGGACUUCACCGUGUCCGCAAUGGUCAGUGGUCACUCUGUGAUGGUCAGUGGUCACUCGGGGUCACUCAGGGGUCACUCAGGGGUCAGUGGUCACUCAGGGGUCAGUGAGGGUCACUCAGAGAUGCACGCGCGGGACUUCCCCGUGUCCGCAAUG
This is a messenger RNA of Passer montanus (Eurasian tree sparrow), 494 nucleotides long. RefSeq names its product eukaryotic initiation factor 4A-I-like. The transcript is spliced from 2 exons. Gene Ontology annotation, molecular function: RNA helicase activity; RNA binding. Lineage: Eukaryota; Metazoa; Chordata; Aves; Passeriformes; Passeridae. The annotation marks the transcript as partial. The record is from RefSeq and is a predicted model, not a curated record.